Messenger RNA from Geosmithia morbida, 1299 nucleotides. RefSeq names its product Zn pept. The record is from RefSeq and is a predicted model, not a curated record. Bases 1 to 1299 code for a protein of 432 amino acids. Gene Ontology annotation, molecular function: zinc ion binding; metallocarboxypeptidase activity. NCBI's taxonomy places the organism in Eukaryota, Fungi, Ascomycota, Sordariomycetes, Hypocreales, Bionectriaceae. Gene Ontology annotation, biological process: proteolysis. The transcript is spliced from 4 exons.
AUGAAGACAUCUACAAUCCUGGGGUUGGGGAUUGCCCUGCCCUUCGUCGCCGCCAAGGUCUCAUAUGACGGAUACAAGGUUUUCCAUGUCGACAGCGGUGGCGAUCAUGUCGCCGUAGCCAAGGCCCUCAAGAGCAUUGACCAUAUGUCGCUUGGUUGCGGGGGCAGCCACAAUGGCUUUGAUAUCGCUGUGCCGCCCACAAGCCUCAACGCUUUCAAGGACCUAGGCCUUGGCUACGAGAUUGUACACGAGGAUCUUGGCGCGGACAUUGCUGCCGAGGCCGCCUUCACUCCCUAUGUUGAAAUUCCCACCAUACCGACCAGAACAGCCACAAUCAAGGAUCGGGGUAAUGCCGCCUUACCCGACAUUUCGUACUUUGACUCAUACCACGACUUUGAAAGCCACCUCGACUUCCUCGAUGACCUCGUAGCUGCUUUCCCGGGCAACUCCGAGACCUUUGUGGCUGGCCAGUCCGUCGAAGACAGACCACUCAAGGGUAUCCAUCUGUAUGGCGCUGGAGGUCCUGGUACCAAGCCGGCCAUUGUGUGGCACGGUACAGUCCACGCCCGCGAAUGGAUUACUACAGUCACCGUUGAAUACUUGGCGUAUCAGAUAAUUAAGGGCUACCAGGAUGGCGACAAGACCAUCACCGCCACGCUGAAUAGCUAUGAUUUCUACAUUAUCCCCGUGGUGAAUCCCGAUGGAUUCGUCCACGCCCAAAAGACGGACCGCCUGUGGCGCAAGAAUCGCCAAGAGCGCUCGGGAGCCUCGUGCGUGGGCACCGAUGUGAACCGCAACUGGCCCUACAAGUGGGACAUCGACGGCGGCUCGUCUCCAGACCCGUGCGACGAGACGUACCGCGGCGAGGCCCCCGGUGACACGCCGGAGAACAAGGCCCUGACUAACCACACCCUGACGGUCAGCGACGGUGUCGGACUCAAGCUCUACAUUGACUGGCACUCGUACAGCCAGCUCAUCCUCCUCCCUUACGGCUACAGCUGCUACGCCGAGGCCUCCAACAUAGACGUGCAGAUGGACAAGGCGGGCAUCGUCGCCGACGGCAUCCGCUCCAUCAACGACCUCGACUUCAUCUACGGACCCACUUGCAAGACCAUCUACUCUACCGCCGGUGUCAGUAUGGACUGGGUGUACGAUAUUGCCGAGGCUGAGCUGGCCUGGGCCAUUGAGCUGCGUCCCGGAUCUAACACCGACGGUGGCUUUGUCAUUCCUCCUUCCAACAUUUUGCCCUCUGGAAAGGAGAUUUGGGCUGGUAUAUCUAGUCUUUUCGAGUCUUUUUAA